Molecule: messenger RNA, 3767 nt
Organism: Onthophagus taurus
Lineage: Eukaryota; Metazoa; Arthropoda; Insecta; Coleoptera; Scarabaeidae
Product: cell division cycle and apoptosis regulator protein 1
Biological process (GO): regulation of DNA-templated transcription
Cellular component (GO): nucleus
Source: RefSeq, a predicted model, not a curated record
CAACCAAUUAUAGAACGUACUCCAAACCUGUCCAAACAAAAAAUGUCGAAUUUUAUGUGAAAUUUCGUUUGAACACGCGAGUACCACGCUAGUAUUAUGAGUAACAUCGGCCCUUUCGGAUCGAAAAAUACGGCCCCGUGGCGUACGGCCGUCACCAAUACUGCCGCUACAAAUCUCGUCGGUCAAACAAACACUAUUCAGCAACAAAUUAUGAAUCAGGGGGCUCUUAACAACCUCAACAACAGCGGCAUGGUGCCGUUUCAGCAACAGCACCAGCAGCAAGUAUUUCAAAAUGCGAUGACCAUGCAACAACAAAACCUAGGAUUAGGGCUCCAACAAAUGGCCAACACCUCAGCCGUCGCUAUGAGUGCUGCAGGAUUAGGAUCACAAAUUGCUUCAAAUCAACUGUUCCAACAAGUUGGUGCUGUAACUUACCCGAAUCCACGAGCCUUAAACCCUACAGCUUUUCAAACGCAAAACGUAUCAGGUGUUCCACCUGUACAAGGUAACACAAGUACAAAGCAACGCGUUUUUACCGGAACAGUAACAAAAGUCCACGAUAAUUUCGGUUUCGUUGAUGAAGACGUCUUCUUUCAAACAACCGCUUGCGUAAAAGGUUCAAAUCCAGUUGUCGGAGAUAGAGUUCUCGUCGAAGCGUCAUUUAAUCCGAGCAUGCCGUUUAAAUGGAACGCGACUCGAAUACAAGUGUUACCAAUGAAUCAAGGCGGUUCAAGUAGGAAUUCCAAUGUUAAAAGCUACAAUUCCGGAAAUAGUAGCGGAUACAACGCCGUCCCUCCUCCGGGAGAUAACUCGAAAGGGAGUUUUAGCCGAAACAAUCAACGAAACAAAGCUUCAUUAAGCGGAAGAGGUCGCGAAAGAUCCCGUGAUCGCGAACGCGAAGAUGAAGAUAUGGAACGAAAGAAGAGACGUGAGGAAAGAAUUAGAGAACGUGAGAAAGAGGAGAAAAAAUCUCCGUUAAGGCGUAGAUCUCGAUCACCAAAAUCUAGGAGAAGAUCUAGAAUUGUGCCAAGAUAUAUGGUUCAAAUACCAAAAAUUGCACUUGAUCUUUCUGAUGCUGAUGUUUUAGAAAUAAGACGUCGUUAUUCAAAUCUUUACAUACCUUCAGAUUUUUUUAAAAGCUCCUUUCGUUGGAUAAAUGCAUUUCCAGCCGAUAAACCAUUCAGUUUGAACAAACCCUGCGUUUUUCACAUUGUUAAUAAAGAUGUUGAGCCAGUCAUUGAAAACGACGCCGUCCUCGAGCCACCUGAUGCUGACUACAUCUUCUCAGCUAAAGUGAUGUUGAUGAGUGUGCCUGGGACGGAUGAACUUUAUCAAAAGUGUUGUGCAAUGGCUGAAGAUAAGGAUCGUAGGGACCGGGACAGCGAAGAUCGUGAUUAUGUUCAUCCAACACGUCUUAUUAAUUUCUUGGUUGGAUUACGUGGCAAAAAUGAAACGAUGGCUAUCGGGGGACCAUGGAGUCCUUCAAUGGACGGCGAACAGCCGGAUACUGAUCCUUCAGUAUUGAUUAAAACUGCUAUUCGGACCUGUAAAGCUUUAACUGGAAUUGACUUAUCCAGUUGUACAAAAUGGUACCGCUUCGUGGAGCUGUACUACCGCAGGGCUGAGGGAACCCACAGGGGGAAAACGGUGCCGGCCCGCGUCGAGACCGUCGUCGUCUUCUUGCCGGACGUUUGGAGCUGUUUGUCGACACGGCUCGAGUGGGACGCCUUGCAGCUCGGUUAUCGCAGGCAGCUGGAUCGCAGGCUUACGAUCAAAACUUCAUCCGCAGCAGGAGCAACAUCAACGACUUCUCCGGCUGUGGCAGAGAAGUCUACUUCAUCAACGGUUGAAUCCGAUCAGGGAAACGAUCAACCUGGUGGUGGUGAUCACGAUGACUCCAGUCAACAACAAGCCGCAGAUGAAAAGGAAGAAGAGGGCCAACACCAUGGGGAGAACAAAUUGGAACCAACUCCUUACUCACAGCUCGACCCCAAAGCAAUGACACUCGGCGAUUUAAGAAACGAAUUGAACGCCAGGGGAAUUAAUUCGAAAGGAUUAAAAUCACAAUUAAUUGCUAAACUUAGCAAAUCGCUUAAAGCCGAAGCUGAGAGGGGGGAAGAUUGCAAAGAAGGAUCAUCGAUGGAAAUGGAUUUGGAAGAAAGUGCUGAAGAAAAAAAAUCUGAUAUAGAAGAUCGUAAAUUAGACGAGAAAGAAAAAGCCCUCCUGGAAAAACGUUACACCCUCCCAGAUCAACCUCACAUUCUCGUACACCCCUCAAAAACAGCAAAAUCCGGUAAAUUUGAUUGCACAGUGAUGUCGAUUUCUCUUCUUCUCGAUUAUCGUCCGGAAGACACCAAAGAACACUCAUUCGAAGUAUCUCUUUUUGCCGAACUUUUCAACGAAAUGUUAAUGCGCGAUUUUGGUUUUAACAUUUACAAAGCGCUUUACGAUCUUCCCGAAAAACCGAAGGACGGAAAAGAAGAUGCAAAACGAAGUAAUAAAAAAGAGUGUGGAGAUGGAGAUAAAAUCGAUUUGGACGGAAAUGAAACGAAAAGGGAUAAAAGGGACGAUGAUAAGAAAAGAAAUAAAGAUGAUAAAAAAUCAGAGGAGCGAAGAAAAGAUUCGAAGAAAAUGGGGAAUUCCGAACAAGGUGAUUCUGAUGAUGAAGAUUUUGAUGAUGACGAAGACGUUCGUGAUAACAAAAAGAAAUCAUCAUCGGAUAAUAAAUCGGAUAAAAAGAAACGGGAUCGACCAAAAAUGUUUACAAAAGAUCGAAAUUUAUUAUUAUCGUUUGUUUAUUUUGACCAAACUCAUUGCGGUUACAUUUUCGAAAAAGAUAUUGAAGAUUUACUUUACACGUUAGGUUUGAGUUUAUCUCGCGCUCAAGUUCGCAAAUUGGUCAGUAAAGUAAUCACGCGUGACUCAUUACAUUAUCGAAAAUUAACAGAUAAACCCAAAGAUGACGAUUUAAUUGUUAUAGAUGAUUCAGAAAAAGAUUUUAACAUACAAGAAUUAGCGGCCGGUAAUAAACGAUUAUUACCAGUGUUUAAAGACGAUGAAUUAAUGUUUAAGAAAAUGAAAAUCGAAGAUAAAAAUUUCGAAAACAAAGAAUCAGAACAACACGAUGGUUUAGUUAUGUUUAAUGGAGCUUUAGUAGAUAUUAACAAAUUGAUGGCUCAAUUGGAGCGUAGUAAUAAAGCUCGAAUUGAUACUGAGAGUCGUAUGGUCGACUUAAAAAGUGAAAAUAUUAAGUUGACGGAGAAAAAUAUGAAAUGCAACGGAAGUAUUAAAAGUUUAAAUUCUGAAUUGAAAGAGACCAAAGAUAAAUUAAGGAUUAAUGAAGAAACUUUAAGUAGAUUAUCCACUAACCUAAAAUUAUUUCAACACACUUUAACCGAUAUUCGCGAUAAAAUCGAUCCGGUUUUAAAAACGGUUUUAGUUAAAGAAGAGACGAGAAGCAAAGAAAGUUUGGAGAAAGAACGAAAGCACGAUGAAAGUAAAAGCCGUUGGGAGAAAGAGCCCAAAGAAGAAAAAAUUAAAGAACAACUGGAAGACUCAACGGGAAUAGAACAAGAUCAAGAGAUUAAAAUCGAGAAGAGUUAAUUAAAAGUUUGGUCAAUCAGUGAAUCUAUUUUUAUUUUCAAGUUUUUGUCAUAUAGUUUUGAGUUAAAAGCAAUUUUUUUUAGAUGAUGUAAAAAUAAUUAAUUAUAAGCGUAUAUUGACAGUGUGGAUAAUUAUGAGAAAAUAAAUUCAAUUUUUUGAAUAAA